GCCCUUGGCCGGCCAUCCCCGCUCGGGGGAGGCGCGGCCAUGGCUGGGCCCUGAGGAGCGGCGGCCCUGUCGGUGCAGCAGUUCUUCACUUUUGCCUAAAAUGGCCAAGCAAAAUUCUCCAUCACUGGUUGAAGUUGUAAAAGAAGUUGCAGAGCGGCAGCAUUUGCAGGCAUCAGAGAUAGAAAAAAGCAAAACAGUUCUUUUCCAAUUGCAGGCAAAGUUUCAGGAACUAGAAAAGGAAAUGAAUUCUAUUCUGUUAGAACAAAAGACAACAGAAAAGGAAAUACAUCUGCAAGAUGAUGCCAUAGAAGUGACAAAAUAUCACUGUGAAAAUCUGGAGGCCCAAGUCAGAGCCCAGUAUUCUGAAAAUUUAAAGCUGAGGUGUGAUGCAGAAACAGUGCAAGAAGAAUUUGAGAUGAUACUUGCAAGAAAUAAUGAAUAUCGGGAAAAAAUAAAGAAUCAUAAACAACUCUUUUGGGAGAUGGAUAAUAAAAUGCCAGUUAUGAUUGAGCUUGCUAAAAAGAAGGCUAUUGUUGAAGAAUUAAAGACAAAGAAAGAGGAGUUAAUGCAUGAUCUCCAGAAUCCAGAAGGAUCUGUAAUAAAACAAGUACAGGAAGAAAUUACACUUCUAAAAAGUGAAAUCACAACAUUGAAAGAUUUCAUCAAUCAAAAAACAGAUUUGCUGGAAGAAGAGAAAAAAAAGCAUGCUAAGCUUAGAAAAGAAAUUGAGGUACAGAAUAAAAGAUAUGAUGCUAUUUUAAAACGUUUGCAUUGCCAACUGAACAAAGUCCAUUCAAAUAAAAGACAAUGGCACUGGAACAUUCAGCAGUUGGAGAAGAAGGCAACAGAACUAAGAAAGUGUCUUGGAGUAGUGGAGUUACAAAAUAUCAUGUAACAAACAUAACAAAGCUAGAAUGUAGGUUAUCUUUUCCAGGCAGGGGAGGCCUUUUUUCUGGAAAUACUACAACUCUUAAAUAGCAUGGUAACUGGGCCAGACCUCAUUGAUUUCUUUCUUUUUAAAGUUUUUUGCACUUUCAUUUUCUAGAUUAAACUAAAAUGUUUUUUUGUUUGGUUGGGCUUUUUCGGUUUGGGGAGUUUUGUGUUGUUGGUUUUUGGUUUUGUUUUUGGGUUUUUUUGUUUGGUUGGUUUGGGGGUUUUUUUGUGGGUUUUUUUGUUUGGUUGGUUGGUUUUUUCUGGUUUUUUGUUUGUUUUUUUUUGGUUGGUUGGUUUGAUUUUGGUUUUGGUUUUUGUUUUUGUUUUGUUGUCACCAAAGGCCAUCCAGGAAAAAAGUUAUCGACACUUCUGGAUGUUUUCAAAAUAUGCGUCAAUUUUAUCUAAAAAGUUAUUUUUUUCUAAAAGUCAACCAAACAAGACUUGAGAAGUUCCUUUUUAUUUAAUUCGGUCUUUGAAGUUUGGGAUCUACAUUGUUUUCCCUACAGAGAAAUGAAUAUCUUUGUAUAUUUGCGUUCCUGAGAGACCGAAGUUCUAGAUCUUUUAUCCACACUCCUUUUCAUUGCAACUUACUAAGGAGCUCUGGAAGCUCUGAUGGCCUGUAUUUGCUGUGUGGGAAAUUCAUAUAGCUGAUGUAACAGGCUGUUUGCCCUGUGUCUGCCAGGAUGUCCUAGCAUGAGGACAAGGAGGACAUAGGCUGUUCAGCUAUAAAAGGCUUAGGAACAAGUACGCUCAGAACUGGGCUUCAAAUAAUCUGACUUUAACUGGUCUAAUAUGUGUUAGCAAAGAGGAAGGAGUAGGUUAAUAGGGUACUACAUCUGGAUAGCUUUUAAAAUGGAACAACUCACCCUCAACAGAUAGGAAUGUGUUAUAGAUGAUUGAUUAUAGAGGAACUUAUUAUCUAGAGGAUCUUAAAUAACUAGUAUCAGCCAUCUAACAUCUAAGUGUUUAAUAUUUGGUAAGAUGACUCAACAUAAAUGACAACCUAUUAAAAAUUCUUGUUAAAAUAGUAGUGAACAGUAGCCAUUUUCCUUUGCCUUCUUUUUAUUAUGUGCUUGGCAUUUGCAGAAUUUACAUACUUCUCUGCUCUUACACUUAAGGUAGUAGUUCUAUUUGGACAUAACUUGUAAAAUUUAUCUCUUUUAUGAAAGUAGCUUUUUAUUUAAGGUGUUCUCUUGAAUAAUUUAGAUUUAUCUUUAUUUAUAUAAAAUGAAAACUUAAGCAAUUUGACUAUUUACUCUGAAAAUAUGUUAAACCGCCUAUAUAUUGUUAGCUUAGGAAAGCAAAGCUUAAAAUGCAGUACUAUUAUUACAUUCAUAUAUUCAUGUAUAUUUACAUUUCCCUUAAUAUGUUAUUUCCCUUUAAUAUAAAGUUAUUUUAAGCAAUAUCCUGGCUCAUGAAGGCGCUCUAUCAACAUUGUUAGACUCUGAAGGUUUUUUGCCAUGAUCUUUUUCCUUUGCAAUAGUAUCAACCAGUCUGCUUUCAUUAAAACAAUAAAGUAGAAAUGAAAACCUCA
Messenger RNA from Pseudopipra pipra, 2467 nucleotides. RefSeq names its product coiled-coil domain containing 122 (gene CCDC122). The record is from RefSeq and is a predicted model, not a curated record. Bases 101 to 895 code for a protein of 264 amino acids. NCBI's taxonomy places the organism in Eukaryota, Metazoa, Chordata, Aves, Passeriformes, Pipridae. The transcript is spliced from 5 exons.